CCGCCAUUUAAGACGCGAAGUGAAGAGUCCACGGAAGUAAUUGCAGCGGCGGAGACAACCGAGAUUCGGCAAACGUACGGAACGAGAAGAGCCUGUGCCAUAAAAAGGCGCGCGUUUCUGCCCUUCUGCCUCACAAGCUUGCAGCGUGUUGCCUCUUCAGGGUGUGAGAAACCAGCAGAACAGCCCGUCAAACCCAAGUGCGAGGACCGCCAAGGAGGAAACAUGGAGGGCAAAGUUGUGCUUCUUUUCUUCACAUUGGUGCUACUGACAAGCUGCGCCUGUCUGGAGGCGGCUCCGAACUACGAAAGCCCAAACACAAGGACCGAGAGAACCAGGCUGGCCGGCUUCGUGGACUAUGGGUACCCUGGUCAGGAGAACGCCGUCACGGAGGAGAUGAUGCCGCUGUACCAGGACGAAGAGGACAAGCGAAUGGCAGAGGCUGUCAUGUCGAACGCCAAGAGCAAGAACGUGUACAAACUGGGGAGGUUGCACGCGCUGAAGGCCAUCCUGGACGACAUCACAGGCGGCAAGGCUGCAGGCAGGAAACGCGCGGCGGACCUGGAUGUGGACAACCACGCCUACAAAUUCUCCUGGACGUCAAACAAGAAGGACAGCAACUACCUGCAGGUCGGGGACCUGGUGGAGCUCAUCCUCAACCAGAAAGUGCAGCUUCCAUAAGCUCCAUGACUUCGCAAGACCACGGGGCUUACGUUGUUUGUUGCAGUUUCAUCCGAGAGCAACCCUACAGCGCCCUCUACCAGCCACUUAUGAGCUGCAGGAGAUGACAAGCAAAACCUGGCAAUCCCGCAGAUUCUCCCAUCCGAGCUUUAUCUCCAACCUCCAAGCGCUUGAUGAGCAGCAGAUAUUAUCGGUGUAGUAGCCGUAGAAUCCAAUCAUGCCUUUUGGCUCAUCGCUAUUUCAACCCACAUUUGUAUCUAUCUGUCUAUAGAACUGCGUUCCUUUUUUAUUUGUGUCGGUACUAUGUUGUAUUGCAUAUUCAUAUCUCUUUUAUCUUGUUUCUUUCAAAAAAUAAAUCCUGAGCAGCAGAA
This is a messenger RNA of Branchiostoma floridae (Florida lancelet), 1049 nucleotides long. RefSeq lists its product as uncharacterized. The transcript has 6 exons. The coding region runs from base 223 to 678 and encodes 151 amino acids. The record is from RefSeq and is a predicted model, not a curated record. NCBI's taxonomy places the organism in Eukaryota, Metazoa, Chordata, Leptocardii, Amphioxiformes, Branchiostomatidae.